This is a messenger RNA of Peronospora matthiolae, 1113 nucleotides long. NCBI's taxonomy places the organism in Eukaryota, Oomycota, Peronosporomycetes, Peronosporales, Peronosporaceae. The record is from the annotation of a GenBank genome assembly.
AUGGAUGGCCUAACAGCUGAGAAAGGUGAAGAGGGCAAGUGCCUAGCCAUGUUGCAAGCAAAGUGUCUGAUCUUGCUGCACUUGGGCAUACAGCAAAACCAAGAUUUCCUUACCUCAUUUGUACAAAAAGACGGUUUGGUGCUUGUGGAGGAGACCUUAGGCACGAUUGCUGAGCUGUUGAACGCUGGUCACAGUCUUCUCCUUUCGGAGUCUCUAGAAAACAAGUUAUCGGCGUUUGAUAUGUAUCUUACGCAGUGUGCCUUCAACUCGUGCAAGCUCAUGAUUGAAAUCGCUCUGGAAUUCGGCGCUGAUUGCUUUCAAACUUGCAGCGAUGAUGACGAAAGCAACAACGAAAUGGACGGAUCGCAAGUAUCGACGACGUUAUUCCAGCUAUUUAGGGGACUGCUACGGCAUUCCAAUUGUAGGCAACAACUUCUCACCUACUUCACCACGAGCGACAGCACGCAGUACACCAUUUUUCUGCGUCGAAUGACUAAGCUAUUCACGAUGUUCCCCGACAAAGUUAUAAGUGUCUCGGGAGAGCUUGAGACAGAAACAACUAUCGCUUGCUUCGUGUCGGAGAUUUUACUGCUCUUGUUUCAAUCUGCAGCGAGAGAAGCCAAUGACACUGUGUUGAUUGAUGAACACGAACUGUUCACUCAUUUGCUACCUGCGGUCGUACAACUGGUGUACAGUGACAAGAAAAACAUGAACGGACAAGCCGCGGACAAUUGUCUCAAACUUCUUCACGUGGUGCUGCUGGAUUUUGAUUAUGACGAUGAAAAGGGUGAGUAUGAACUCUACGAUCCUUUUAUACGGUCGAUCCUUCUCCCCUACCUGAGUGAAACGCUGAGGAGGCAUGACACCAUGGACGAGAGCAUUUGGAAUCUGUCGAGUGAACUGCUCUUCGGGUUGCUUUCGAGCGACACGGCCCUCGUAAGUGAAGCAGAGAGCCUCGAUCUUGUGUCGAUGAUUGUAAACGUGCUCUGCGUUCCAGUAACGUUUACAUCGUUACCUUCAAAUUCAGUGCAGCUAGUCCAGAUACUUAUGGAGUCGGCUGACGUAGAAUUGGAUUCGGCUACACGAGUUCGGCAUCGCCCGGAGGUAUGGUAA